Adineta steineri is the source of this 1266-nucleotide messenger RNA. Lineage: Eukaryota; Metazoa; Rotifera; Eurotatoria; Adinetida; Adinetidae. The record is from the annotation of a GenBank genome assembly.
AUGGCAAACAAUGAAUCAGUUGAUCGUAUAAGAGAUGUUACAGAAGAAGCUGACAAAACAAAUCCAAAUGUUUCAUUAAUUUGGUCAUUUGACGAUGAGACAGAUAACGUCCAAUUUAUUGCUCAAAGUGAAGAAAUAUCAACUAUCGAUGUUCCAAGUUAUGAUUUUACGAAACCUAUUGAACGUUUUGAUACAGAUAUCUCAUAUGAUAAUGUUCAAGUUUUUUUCCAAGAUAUUGGAUUCAAUAAUAUCACGAUUGAUCGAUUAAAACCUUAUUUUUCUACAUUACAAGAUUUCGUAGAUUAUGAUAUUUUUGGUAUUAUUAAACGCCUUGAAAUCGAUCUUCUCGCUAAUGAAGAUAGUACGAAUAAACUUUCUAUAAAAAGCCAACAAGAUUUCUUCCAAGUCCUUUGUAUGUUUGGUUUUCGAGAUGAAUGGGCUCAAACUUACACAUGGGCAAUGGGUAAAGCCUAUGCUGAUCAACUUGUCAAAACUUCUAUUGAAGAAUGUAUUCGACUACGAUUAACACCCUCCAAUACAAUUCAGCCAUUUCCUGACUGGAUGACAGGAAUAGGAAACAAUGAAUGGCAAACUUAUAACAAUUCAGAAUUUCGAGACGGCAAUGACUUUUUCAUACGAAAGCAAACACGACAGAAUCUAUCAGACUCUUAUGAUAAUCUUAAUGAAAUUGAUUUUAAUAGUCUAACAAAUCGAACUCGUCCGAAUGAUGCCGAGCCGCAGUACUGGUUUCACGCCACUGAUUGGAAUAGUGCAGAAAAUAUACUGCGAACUGGUGCUGAACGACGCGGAGAAAAUACGGAUUUUUCCAAAGGUCCUGCUUACUAUGUAAAUAAUGAUUAUCGCGAUUGUUAUGAGUUUUUAUCUAGACGCAAUCAUAAAUUUAAAGGACAACAUGCAAUUUUCAUCUAUGAAUUUGAUCCUGAAUUGUUAUCAAAUGGACGAUAUGUUUGUAUCGAUGAAGAAACACCCGCUAAUGUAAAAAGAUGGGGAGAAGUUGUUUUUUCUUGCAUAAAUAAGAAACAGAAGAAAGAAGUUAACGACAUACAUGGAUGUGAUUGCGUAUUCGGCUGGCAAUGUGCCAACCCUAAUGAUGGUAAUCUACAACGAGCUAAUAAAUCUACUCCCCACAUACGGGUACGACAAUAUGACGGACAAUAUGCUACGCAACUUGCCAUUCGAAGCAAUCGUAUGUUAGCAAAAGUCGACGAUCAUCUAAUUGGAGUGGUAAUAUUUCAACAAUUGUAG